This is a messenger RNA of Rosa rugosa (rugosa rose), 1455 nucleotides long. Its product is annotated as protein neprosin-like. Bases 1 to 1455 code for a protein of 484 amino acids. The record is from RefSeq and is a predicted model, not a curated record. The transcript is spliced from 8 exons. NCBI's taxonomy places the organism in Eukaryota, Viridiplantae, Streptophyta, Magnoliopsida, Rosales, Rosaceae.
AUGUUGGAGCAGGCGUGUUGGGGCAGCAGCAGCAAUAAGUGGCAGCAGUUUGGACAGCAGCAAGCAGCAGUUUCUGCAGCAGGUUCGGCAAAAGUUUCUGCAGCAGGUUCGGCAACAGUUUCUGCAGCAGUUUGGACAGCAGCAACCAGCAGUUUCUCCAGCAAGUUCGGCAUCAGUUUCUGCAGCAGUUUGGACAGCAGUGGGGAGGCUGUAGAAGGUUGCGCAUAUGCUCGAUAUUGCACUACACUGCUCAUUAUUCAACAUUUCAACAUGGUUUAUGAUCAAAGUCAUAAAACUAAAAUUAGUGAUUCCAUGUUGGUCUUACUAGCUUUAGCUUGCUCAUUGUUGGGGAGUGCAUUAGUUGAUGGAACAAGACUUGUGACUGCCAAUAAUUUUGAAUCAGUUAAGCACAAGGGAACAGUCAAAACCAUAGAGAGUGACAGCGGUGAUGUUAUAGAUUGUGUUGAGAUUUACAAACAACCUGCUUUUGACCAUCCCCUUCUCAGGAAUCACACUAUAGAGAUGGAACCCAGUUCAACUCCAAGUGGAGUAAAACCAACAAACAACCAAGCCAAGCUUAUUCAAGAUUGGUUCAAGAAUGGAGAAUGCCCUGACGGAACGAUCCCCAUCAUUAGGCCACAAAGAUAUGAUUAUAAUUGGAGAGCCCCAAGAAGGCUUGAUAACAGCUUUGGUGAUAAUCCUUAUGAAAAUCAUGAGUACGCCAAAGUUUUCUUGCCCGAUGGAACCUACUAUGGAGCACAUGCAAGUAUGAAUGUGUGGACACCUGCAACUUACGAUACUGACAUUAGCCUAGCUCAGAUUUGGGUUGUCUCUGGUGCAGGCGAACAACUGAACACUAUCGAAGCAGGGUGGAUCACUCAUUCAGGUCGGAAUCAAACAAGGAUGUUCUUAUACUGGACGAGGGACAAUUACAAUAGCACCGGUUGCUACAAUCUUGACUGCCCUGGUUUCGUGCAAACCACCCGUAAAUAUGCAGUUGGUGCUGUUAUACCACGUGUUUCCAGCUACAAUGGGCCACAAUGUUCGUUAGUUUUCACCAUAGUCAAGGCGGUGCCGAGUGGCAAUUGGUGGCUCCAAAUUCAAGGUGAGUACAUAGGUUAUUGGCCUGGCUCCAUUUUUACAACACUGUCUGAUCACUCUACAAGAAUAACCUGGGGUGGGGAGAUUGGCACUUCUACACCACAUGGUCGUCACACACAAACUGAAAUGGGCAGUGGCCAUUUCCCUCAUGAAGGCUAUGGAAAAGCGAGUUAUUUUUACCAUGUUCAGUAUGCGGACCAACCUGGCUCUUUCAAAGAUGCUACAAGUCUCAUCCCUUACGCAACAAAGCCUUUAUGUUAUGAUAUAAUUGUUUUUCCUCCUAGGGAAGGUACUUCUUAUGGAACUAGUUUCUUUUAUGGAGGUCCUGGAUACUCCAGUUCUUGUCAAACUUGA